AUGAAACCUCUCCACCAAAGCGGCGCUGUUCUGCUGACUGCCAUUGCCUCUUACGCUGCCGUCUCGCACGCCGCGCCAUCCGAAUAUGGAGGCAAAUCCUUCUCGGAAGACCUCGUCGAGGCCUCGCCCUUCCAGCUGGUCGAGCGGGCCUUUGAGCUCGGCAGCUGUCGUGCCUGGUCAAAAUCGAACGCCUGGGAUACCUGCCAGGACUACCUCAAGCGAUACGGCUUGACCAUGGCCCAGUUCUACAAGCUGAAUCCGACGGUUCAGUCUGACUGCUACGCUUUCGUCCCUGGAGAGACCUACUGCCGCAGGACGAAUGCCGAGAUUCCCGUGUCCAAGGACGGUGGGUGCGGACUGCGCACAGGGAACAAUGUCACAUGCAUCAACUCUGAAUUCGGAGACUGUUGUGGUGCGAACAACCGCGCUUCCUGUGCCAUCGGAAACUGUCAGGAAGGAAACUGCCCAGGUCUUGGUUACAGUUUCGACGGGUCUUGCGGUAAAGACUUUGGCUUUCUGGAGUGCGGCGGGAAAUGGGGCAAAUGCUGCUCCAACGCAGGAAAGUCUACAAAGCCCGCACCCACGCCGUUCACCCCCAGCCCUGACGGAACAUGCGGCUACGACAACAAGUACAAGUGCACCGACACAAAGUACAACUAUGGCAACUGCUGCGGCGCUGCGGGCUACUGUGGUUUCUCGGACUGGGAAUGCAGCAACCUCCAAGGCUGUCAGUCUGAGUACGGUCUAUGCGAUACGACGGUUCUCGUCAGCGGUGCCCCCAAGACGACGUCUACGUCUCCCGUCACCACGACGCAGCCAACGACGACAACCACUUCCAAGCCUGUAGCCGUCCAGAAGUCUGGCUCCUACGAGCUGGUAGGUUGCUGGAACAGGCCGCCCAAUGCUCGUGCCCUCAACGUUUCUUAUACGGACGACCUGAUGACGGUCGAAAAGUGUCUCGCCAAGGCCGCGGGCUACGCAUACGCCGGCGUCGAAUUCGGCAAGGAGUGCUGGUACAGCAACACCAUCGACGGCGGUUAUUCUGUUGCCCUCUCCGCGUGCAACAUGCCCUGCCCCGGAGCCCCCGACAAGCAGCUCUGCGGUGCCGGUAACCGCAUGCUCAUGUACAAACUACCCGGAAACACGGUGCCCCAGCCCACACAGCCGGCUAUGAUAGUCGUGGGCACCAGGGUCGCUUACCGCUGGUACUAUGUCGAGUGCCGCACCGAUGGCAGCGCAAACCGAUCAUUGACUGGCGCCCAAUACUCACAGGCCAACAUGACGUUGCACGAAUGUGCUAACCUCUGCCUUGGCUUUGACUACUUUGGAGCCGAGUUUGGGAAAGAAUGUUACUGCGGAGACACUUUCGCUGCUGGAUCCGCCGUGUCAGCGAACGACUGCACCCUGACCUGCGUUGGGAAUCGCGAUCAGUAUUGUGGUGCAGGCAACAGGAUGUCGGUGUACCAGAACAGAUAG
Molecule: messenger RNA, 1476 nt
Organism: Verticillium dahliae VdLs.17
Lineage: Eukaryota; Fungi; Ascomycota; Sordariomycetes; Glomerellales; Plectosphaerellaceae
Exons: 6
Coding region: 1-1476 (491 amino acids)
Source: RefSeq, a predicted model, not a curated record